CACGGCGCUUGCCACAGCCCGCCCGUCCAUCUCGUCCUCCACCAUCAGGGCAUGCCAUGCCAGCCACAGCUCAUCCACCGCCGCCAUGAACGACGCCGGCGACGACUCAAUCGACGGCGACUCGCCCCAUCGCGACGCGACCCCGCACGGCCCCGACGACGCCCACGAUCCCAUCGACCCCAACGACCCCAAAAAGCCCCGCGCCUGCGAGGCCUGCCGCGGCCUCAAGGUCAAGUGCGAGCCCGACCCAAACAACAUCGACAGCCCCUGCAGGCGCUGUGCAAAAGCCGGCCGCAGCUGUGUCAUCACCCAGCCCACCCGCAAGCGCCAGAAAAAGACCGACAGUCGCGUCGCCGAGCUCGAAAAGAAGAUCGACGCCCUCACGGCCACCCUCCAGGCCUCUAGAGUCCCAGGGCAGCCCAGCGCCUCCCCGCUACAGCCCUCACUCCCCGCUGCUGCCUCUGCUGGCGACAAUGCCUAUCCAACCCGCUAUGGCAGCUCCUCCCAUGAGCGUCUGGGCCGCUCGGCCUCGACAGACCACCGCCAGAGCGCAGCCUCGCCCUCAUUCUGGGAUCCUCCUCCCCCGCAACAGCCUCCGCGGCAUUUACUGGGACGCGGAAUAGGCAUUGGCGAUGCCAUCAUACCCCCCGGUAUGGCGCCGGCUUCAAGCGGCCAGAAGCGCAAGUUUUCGGACGAGACCUCGAAUGUGCCAUCACAGCGGCCUGGGACGGGACCUCCUCCGGCAAGGCCACCUCGAGAUCCAAAUCAACAAGUGGCUGACGUCGUGGAUCGCGGCAUCCUCUCCAUCGAGGUGGCUGCCGAGCUCUUCGCCAGGUACACCGAGCAUAUGGCACAGCACCUGCCCAUGGUCAUCUUUGCGCCUGACAUGACGGUCCAGCACCUGCGCAAGACGAUGCCACACCUCUUCCUCGCCGUCCUGGCCGCCGCCGCAUCUGAGAUGCCCGACAUCCAAAGAGUCCUUGUCAAGGAGUUCACGCAGAUGAUUGCAGACAGGGUCGUCAUUAUUGGCGAGAAGAGCAUGGAGCUGGUGCAGGCCAUUCUCGUCGGGGUCAUAUGGUACUUCCCGCCCGAGCACUUUGAGGAGCUCAAGUUCUAUCAGUACGUCCAUUUGGCUGCCGUCAUGGCCAUCGACAUUGGACUCGGCAAGCGCAAGGCGAAUGCCAAGUCGCGGCUCAUCCCGUAUACAUGGCGCGAUCACCCCUUCCGCAAGAGCCCAUUGCCUGAUCCUACCUCGAUAGAGUCACGGCGGACGUGGCUGGGCUGCUAUUUCCUCGCGUCCAACGUCUCCAUGGCUCUCCAUCGGCCAAACUUAGUUCGGUGGACUUCAUUCAUGCAAGAAUGUCUUGACGAGCUUUCGACGUCUCCAGACGCAGCCCCGACAGACAGGACCCUCUGCCACCUAGUAUGGACCCACCGCCUGGCCGAGGAGAUUGGGGUCCAAUUCUCCAUGGACGACCCCAGCAUUCAUGUCGACGUCUCGGAGCCCAAAGUGCAGUACGCCCUCAAAGGCUUCGAACGAGAUAUCAUCAAGUACAGGGAUGCUAUCCCUGCCGAAGAGAGGCGCCCCUCGAUCACCCUCGCGUUCCAUGUCAUCAGCCUAUACAUGCACGAAAUCGCACUGUAUGUCGACAAGGCGGACGAGUUUCGCCCACCACUGAACGCCGAAGCUCUACGAGACCCGAUCCUAGCGCUUAGCGAGGCAUUGACAUCAGCACACAUCAGCGCUCUGUCUUCAUGUCUGACCGCCAUUGACGGAAUCUUCGAGACGUUCUUGGCUAUGGAUGCCAGCGCAAUCCGCUGCCUCCCAAUCUUCAAUUUUGUGCGUGUGGCCUAUGCCGUCGUGGUCCUCAUCAAGAUGUACUUUAGCGCGAGCUCGCCCAACUCGGAGCUAGGCAAGGUCUUUAGAAAAGAGGACAUGAAGGUGCAGAGCUACCUGGACCGCCUCCUGGAGAAGUUCCGCGAGACUGCGGCUUCGGACAAGUCGCGACCAGCGGGCAAGUUUCUGGUAGUCCUCAUGAUGCUCAGUGGCUGGUUCCGCAAGCAGGAGGGCGCGAAGAAUGGCAACCCGGAGGAUCCCAAGGCGAGUGACAAGGGGCCACCUGGCCGGGAUGGAUCGGCAAGCAGAACCGGUCAGCCACUACCCCACGAAUAUCACCAACAACAACAUCAGCCACAGCAACACGGCUCAGGCCAGUGGCAACAGCAACAAAUCCCUCAACCGCAGCAGCAGAACCCACAGGCAAGACAAGAGUAUCCCCAGGCCAGCACACCGCUACAGCUCCUCUCAGAGGUCGCCACGGGAGGCACGCCGGACCAGUCACGUAUGGAAUAUCAACAACAGCAACAAUCGGGUUGGGCAACGACGCCAUCGUACUAUGGCAGCAACACCAACAAUCACAACAAUACCGGCAGCUACAGCAACAGCAACUCCAACGCGACUCCCCCAGCAGGCGGCAGUGAUGUAGCGGGGGCUUCAGCAAUGGCAGGACCCGGCCAGUCCGUCAUGCCGUUCAUGUCCGGCAACAUGCUCGGCGGCAUGAACUGGGCCGAUCUGGACUACGGCAGCCUCGCCGGCGGGACCGGUGGGCUCGAGCAGGCCAUGGGGAUGACGCUGACUGGGUUUGGCGACAUGGUUGGCGGAAUUGGCGGCGGUGGUGGUGGUGGUGGUGGUGGAGGCGGAGGAGGAGAAGGGGAUCCUCAGCAGCAGCAACAAAAUGCGGCCGCGCUGGACCAGGUGCGGUUCCAGAUGACGAAUAAUCACAUCCUCUCGUCGAUAUUGGAUGACUUGCCGAUGGAUCCGCCGAACGGGUGGUUUCAGUAGUUGUCGUCGAUGGCACUUCCUAAGAGUGUUCAUGACUGGUCUUUUUUUUAUACCUAUUGAAUGUCCUUUCUCUGCGAGCGUUGCAGCCUGUUGUUAACAAAAGAGAUGAGAUAUAGUAAUGAUAUCGACCUGGGACUUUGUUUUUG
Messenger RNA from Microdochium trichocladiopsis, 2988 nucleotides. RefSeq lists its product as uncharacterized. Gene Ontology annotation, molecular function: DNA-binding transcription factor activity, RNA polymerase II-specific; zinc ion binding; transcription cis-regulatory region binding. The transcript has 2 exons. Bases 86 to 2842 code for a protein of 918 amino acids. Gene Ontology annotation, cellular component: nucleus. NCBI's taxonomy places the organism in Eukaryota, Fungi, Ascomycota, Sordariomycetes, Xylariales, Microdochiaceae. The record is from RefSeq and is a predicted model, not a curated record. Gene Ontology annotation, biological process: regulation of DNA-templated transcription; DNA-templated transcription.